AUGGAAUUGAAUAACGUUGAUAUAAAAUCGUUACCAAUUAACAUAAAUUGUUUACAAUGGUCUGAAGAGAAUCAUAUUUCUGUUGUAUCACCUUCUGGCAUAGAUAUUUUUAUACCAUUAUAUAAAAGCAAAUAUACUCGUAAUGCUCUAGUAACAUGUCAAGAUUCUAGUGAACGAAAUCCAAUCGAGAUUAAUGGUAUAUGGGAAAACUUGUUUUUUGUGCAUAAACAAAUUAUUGAUCCUCUUAUAAAAAAAAUUCUAGAUUUUAAUUCCACGCUUAUAAAAGAUAUACCUGAAGUUUUCAAAUGCUUAACUUGGUCUCCAAUAGGUUGCUCUAUUAUUCAAAGUUGCUUAUUUAUUGCAAUAACAUCAAGAUUUCAUGUGGCAAUAUAUGGUCCUAGAGAUGGUCCCUUACAGAGAGAUUGGAUAGAGGUUGAAAAUAUGUCACCUAGAUUGUUGCAGCAAUACACAGAACAAACCGAUGAGAUCGAUGAGACCGAUAAAACAUUGGUGGAUAAACUACAAUCCAUAUCUGUAUCGUGGUCUCCUUUAUGCUUUCCAGAAAGCUUUGACCCUUUUUCUGUAAUAGCAAUAGGAAGUAAAGCUGAUGCAUCAAGUUUUGUGACUGCUUCAGAUGACGGUUCGGUUUAUAUGUGGAGAAUAACUGUAUCAUUAAUCCCUGUUAUAUCUUUGGGUAUAGAGAAUAUAAAGAUGCAAGCUUCAGUCGCUCUACAUGCGACACUUUCUCAAGCUGACAAUCGACCUGCAUUAAUUAUGAAAUGGUAUGAAUGUAAUAAUACAGGAGAAAAGUUUGCUAUAGUCAAAGGUCUCAAAAUCUACGUUUGGACAUCAAACGAAUCACCUUUAAUUAAUACAGAUUUAGAACCUCCAAAGACGUUUAAAGUUCCUUUAACUAAAGGAGUAAUAGCAAUGAUUUGGAAUUAUGAUGGAUCUCAGCUUUAUAUCUUCAAUAAUGAAGAAUCUCUCUCUAAUGAAAAUGAAAAUGAGGGAAAUGAUGAUAUGUUAAUAUCAGAAGUUGAGCCUGUAUACUUUGGAGCCGAUGGCUCAGGAAAUAGUCUUUUUUUUGCUGUUCUUUUUGCAUUAGAAACUUCCGAAACUCCAUAUGUUACUGACAAAUAUGAAGUUUCCUAUGUGACUUUUUGUCCAAGUGAAGAACCAUCAAAAAAUGGACUUAUACCUUCAUUGAUCACAAGAUUCAAAAACAUGCUCGAAGAUGCAUAUAUCUUAGAGAGAAAAUCUACAAAUUAUCUUAUGUGGGAUUUAUUGGAAUAUUGUGACCUUGAAAAUGAAUUCGAUAAAAACGAUUCAUUACUUCAUCAAUUAGACAAAGCUUGUUGGGAUUGUUAUAAUAAAUAUACCACAUCAUCUUCAAGUUUCGAACUAUCAGAUAAUGAUGAAUCUACUACAAAAGGUUUAAAUGAAUUUUCUUUAAUUGGUAUUAUCAUGAAAUGGAAAAAUGUACUCUAUAGGAAUUGUUCUUUAAAUGCGCUUCGGUUACUCAUGCAUAUUUAUAGUAACGCUAUGAAGCGUUUAGAAGCUCCUUCGGGUUUUCAGUCGCAACUGAGUCCUGCAUAUGAAAACUGUUUGAAAAGAAUUGAAAAUUAUUUCUUGAAUCAAGUUUUAUCCACAAUUGUAGAUUGUAUUAAAUUUGGAGUUGCAAUCAAUAAUGAACAUGAUCAAUUAUUCAUUGUUUAUUGGUGCGAUUGGAUUUUAUUAUACUUUAAUGAUGACAAUGGGUUACUAAAAUUAGCAAAAUUUUUAUAUGAAUACUUGAGCACAUUACAAGGAAAAGCUAAUUUUGAAACUGAAAAGGCUUGGAUAUCACAAUUACUUUCGUCUAAAAAAAGUAAAAAAAUUAACAAGGCACCAACAAGAGCAUCAUGUCCUGCAUGUAAAUCAAAUAUCCUUUAUUUAUUAGAUCUCUUAUUAAGAGGUCCAACGGGACAGUGCACCAAAGGACACACUUGGGAUCUUUGCUCUAUAACUUUAAGUAUUGUGGCAGUUAAGAAUGUGAGAUCUUGCAAUAAUUGUAAUCGUAAAAUCUUGGCGAUGCCAGACUUUCAUAGCCCAAUAGGCGAACAAUCUACAUCAAUAAUUGUGAAAGCAAUUUUUGAAACUUGUGAAAAAUGUUUUUACUGUGGAGGUAAUUUCAUAUUUCGACCAAGAUAG
Dentiscutata erythropus is the source of this 2190-nucleotide messenger RNA. The record is from the annotation of a GenBank genome assembly. NCBI's taxonomy places the organism in Eukaryota, Fungi, Glomeromycota, Glomeromycetes, Diversisporales, Gigasporaceae.